AUGCAAAUCCGAACGGUUUUAAUUUCUCUGCUAAUUAUAAUUCAGGGAAGGUCGAUUUCCUGCCUGGAUUUGGGUCAUGGAAUCGAUGGGCGAAUCGCUGGUGGGGAGUUGGCCAGGGCUAAUCAGUUUCCCUAUCAAGUGGGUCUGAGUAUUGAAGAACCCAACGAUUUGUUUAGCUGGUGUGGAGGUAGUUUGAUCUCCGACCGAUAUAUGCUAACAGCAGCACACUGUGUCGAAAAGGCUGUCGCUAUCACUUUCUACUUGGGCGGAGUACAGCGUCUAGCUCCUAGACAGCUUCUUCAAACGAAUAAUCCUGAAGUGCACUUUCAUCCUGCUUGGAAUUGCCAAACCCUGGAGAACGACAUUGCUCUGAUACGAUUACCGGAGGAAGCAAUUCUCUGCGAUUCCAUUAAACCUAUCCGGUUGCCCGGAAUCUCAUCCAGCAAUUCCAAUUACGAAUACGUCCCCGCAGUCGCUUCCGGUUGGGGUCGCUUGAAUGAUGAAUCCGCUGCCAUCUCCGAUUCCCUUCGUUAUGUCGCCCGCUUUGUGGAAUCCAAUGAGGACUGUCGGUACUCCUACGCCAACAUAAGAUCCACCAACAUCUGCAUGGACACAACUGGAGGGCGAUCCACUUGCACGGGAGACUCCGGAGGACCUCUGAUCUACAACGAUCCCAACCUAAAUACCGAUGUUCUGAUUGGCAUUACUUCAUAUGGCAAAAAGUCAGGUUGCACCAAGGGAUACCCUUCCGUUUUCACACGCGUCACCGCCUAUUUGGAUUGGAUAGGCGAGGUGAGCGGGGUUUCCUAUUCAUAGAAUUGCCCUCGAUGGCUGA
This is a messenger RNA of Drosophila takahashii, 835 nucleotides long. It is a transcript of the gene Jon74E, whose product is annotated as Jonah 74E. Lineage: Eukaryota; Metazoa; Arthropoda; Insecta; Diptera; Drosophilidae. The record is from RefSeq and is a predicted model, not a curated record. Gene Ontology annotation, biological process: proteolysis. Gene Ontology annotation, molecular function: serine-type endopeptidase activity.